AUGGAUCCUUCUGGUGCAGGAACAUGUGCGCAAAUUGCUAGGCAAGAUGCUAAUCGAAAGGUUGAUGAUGGAAAUACGAUACCGAGUUCCUAUGAAUCGGGUGGCGCGAAGACUUUUGAUCCAGUGGAUAUAGAGAUCGCGAAGCAAAACACCGGAUGGAGGAAGAUUGUUAGGAAUUUCACUCCUUCCUGGUUCUCCGUAACAAUGGGCACGGGAAUCGUAUCCAUCCUGCUCCAUAAUCUCCCCUACAAUGGCGCCUGGCUGAAAUAUAUCUCUAUUAUCAUAUUUGUACUCAAUAUCGUGCUUUUUUGUACAUUUCUUGGUAUUUCGCUGGUGAGAUAUAUUUUGUAUCCGCAAAUAUGGAGUGCAAUGAUACGGCAUCCAGCGCAAUCGCUAUUCCUGGGAACGUUCCCGAUGGGGCUGGCGACGAUUAUAAAUAUGAUUGUCUUUGUGUGUGUACCGGCUUGGGGAGGAUGGGUGGUUUAUUUAGCUUGGGCUUUGUGGUGGAUAGAUGCGGUUAUUUCUGUUGCGACUUGCUUCUAUCUUCCUUUCGUAAUUAUGUCUCUUCAUAAAGUCGAACUCUCAACUAUGACGGCCGCUUGGCUUCUCCCAAUUGUUGCCCCUAUCGUUGCAGCUGCUUCAGGGGGUAUCGUCGCUUCUGUCCUCCCCAACCCCCAACACGCCCUCUAUACCGUCCUAAUCUCCUACAUCCUCUUCGGAACCGGUUUCCCCCUCGCAAUGACAGUCCUAGUAAUCUACUUCCAACGUCUCACCGUCUACAAAAUCCCUCCUCGAGAAGUAAUCGUUUCUGUCUUUCUCCCCCUCGGUCCCCUAGGCCAAGGCGGUUUCGCACUCAUGCAAUUAGGAAAAGUUUCCUUGACCCUCUUCCCCCAAACCAACACUCUCCCCGCCAUCCCAGCUCCUGGUCCUGGCCCCAUUUUCUAUACUCUCGGUUUCCUAUUCGCGCUUAUCAUGUGGGGCUUUGGUCUCCUGUGGUUAUUCUUCGCGUUGGCGAGUAUUUCCCGAUCGAGAUUUCCAUUUAAUAUGGGAUGGUGGGGAUUUACCUUCCCGCUGGGAGUUUUCACAACAUCGACAGUGAUGAUAGGAGCAGAGCUUCCUUCGCGAUUUUUUAGAGUGCUAGGAACGGUUUUUAGUGUCUUGGUCACGGCGCUGUGGGUAAUGGUUGCGGUGGGAACGGUCAAGAGGGCAUUUUGGGGAGGGUUGAUUUUCGCGCCUUGUUUGAAGGAUGUGGAGGGGGCGGAGAGGGAGGCGAGGAUACAUUUUGAGGGGAGGGGGAAAGGGGGGAAGAAGGGGGAUAAGGAGAGUGGGGAUGAGAAUGGGAAUGGGGUUGUACAGAGGAGAACGGGGAUUCCAAGUCCGGUUUAG
Molecule: messenger RNA, 1386 nt
Organism: Botrytis sinoallii
Lineage: Eukaryota; Fungi; Ascomycota; Leotiomycetes; Helotiales; Sclerotiniaceae
Exons: 5
Coding region: 1-1386 (461 amino acids)
Biological process (GO): transmembrane transport; sulfite transmembrane transport
Cellular component (GO): plasma membrane
Molecular function (GO): sulfite transmembrane transporter activity
Source: RefSeq, a predicted model, not a curated record